Molecule: messenger RNA, 924 nt
Organism: Acanthochromis polyacanthus (spiny chromis)
Lineage: Eukaryota; Metazoa; Chordata; Actinopteri; Pomacentridae
Product: transmembrane protein 100-like
Source: RefSeq, a predicted model, not a curated record
UCUGCAUGUUUGGGAGCCGCAGGAGCCCAGAAAUGUGAGGAGAAAACACCUCCUGCUUCCAUUUCUGCAGCAGCCGUCCACAGAGAGCCACAGAGAACCUGGAAGAACCUCAGAGGAACAUCAGAAGAACCUACAAGAUCUAAAAAAAAAAAUCCCUUUAAUGACCCGACAGGAGCUUCAUUGAUUCGACUCUGAGGAAGAAGACUCUUUGUGUGAUUAAAAACCAGGAUGACGACAAAGAUGACCCUGGACCCCUCAGCGCUGCCGGCCUCCACUGUAACCUUCGACCCCAAGUCGGAGGCGGUGACGCUGCCGAGGGGCGUGGUCUCUGUGGCGGGCGUUACCGUGGUGACGGGCGGCGUGGAGCUGUCCUGCUCCUCCUGCAUGCUGGCCUUCUGUUUCUGGGGACGCUCAUCGUCUGAGCUGCGUGCGGCCGUCGGUCUGCAGGUGAGGAGGCCGGCAGAAGGAACAUCCCUCCUGGCCCUCGGCCUCGUCGUCCUGGCGAUCAGCUUCGCCAUCGUGGUGGGCGUGGCCACGUUCUACCUGCUGACCAGGAAGAGGAGGGCGGUGACACGGGCGGCGAGGGAGGAAGGGAAGGAAGUCCUGGUGGAGAGUGGAAGGGUGAUAAAGAAAGUCACAGUGUAGGACACGGAAGUACCGCUUUAGGUGGUCAUUCAGUGUUGUUUUCUGUCUGGUUUUUUUUGUCUCAUUUUGCUCUUUAUACGCCAGAUGUUAUAUAUUUUAUUUCAAAUUUGUGACAUUUUGUGUCUGUUUUUGUUUUAUUUCAAAUUUGUGAUAUUUUGUGUUGUUUUGUGUCUGCUGUUAGUUUUUUUUUAGGUCAUGUUUGUGUCAUUUUGUGUCUGUUUUUGUCUUUUUUGUACCAAAUUUUUGACAUUUGUGUCUGUUUUCGUCAUUUUAUACCAA